This is a messenger RNA of Pipistrellus kuhlii (Kuhl's pipistrelle), 3599 nucleotides long. Its product is annotated as UDP-glucuronosyltransferase 1-6-like. The coding region runs from base 2197 to 3081 and encodes 294 amino acids. Gene Ontology annotation, molecular function: UDP-glycosyltransferase activity. Lineage: Eukaryota; Metazoa; Chordata; Mammalia; Chiroptera; Vespertilionidae. The record is from RefSeq and is a predicted model, not a curated record. The transcript has a single exon.
AUGCCUUUUAAAAAAAGUAAUUGCCCACCCUUGAUAUAGAACAGCGAUUCUCAAAGGGUGUUCUGGAAACCUUGGGGAUCCCGAGACCUUUCAGGGGUCUGCAAGGUCAAACUGUUUCCUUAAUAGUACAAAGACUAUUAAGUUUUAGUUUGCAUUUUCCACUCUCCUUUUCUCAUGGUGGUGCUGGGGAGUUUUCACAAGACUUCACAAUGUGCAAAAACCACAGCAGAGCAAGUGCACAGUGGACAGGAGAGUCCCUCUCCUCCAGUCCGACAUUAAAGGGACUUGCAACAAAGGUAAAAUGACGUCACUCUUCUGACUACUUUUUCUCGUUUGUUUGGAGAAAUUUAUGUUUAUUUUCUCAGAAAAGAUGUCAACUUGCAAGGGGUUUAAUCUUGUUAUCUCAAAUUAAUGAGGACGUACUUUUUGAAUGGGUCAGUUUUAAUUUCUGAAACAGCUUAUUUGAACACAUGUUGCCCACAUAAACAAAUGUUUUGGAGGUCUUCAUGCACUGAGAGUAAAAAAGAAGUCCUGAGGCCAAAAGAUUGAGAAAAGCUGAUCUAGAAGUAGCCAAUUCUAUUUUUUUUUUUUUCUUUUCUGAAGCUGCAUAAGUUACCCAAAAGUGUCCUUUCGGAGGCAGGCAGCUUCCGUUUCUCAUUGGUAGAAGGAUGGUCAGCCUGGGCUUUGUAUUGCAUGAGAUGAAGGGUGAGUGUUAAGGUUGAAUUGUGUUCCCCCAAAAAGUGUUAUUGAAGUCCUAACGCCCAAUACCUUACAAUGUGACCUUAUUUGGAAAUACAGUCUUUGCAGAUGUAAUUAGUUAAAUUGAAUGAGGUCAUUAGGGUAGGCCUUAGUCCAACAUGACCGGUGUCUUUAUAGAAGGGGAAAUUUGGACCCCGGGAGGGACACAGGGAGAACCCUGUGUGGCGGUGAAGGCAGAGAUGGGCUGAUACUCUACAAACUCAGGAACAACAAAGAUGGCCUGCACACCACCAGAAGCCAGAGCAAGGUUGGAACAGACCCCCACGCAGGCCUCAGAAGAACCAGGAACCAGUCCUGCUGACACCUUGACCUCAGACCGCCAGCCUCCAGACUAUGGGAAUGAAGCUCUGUUUUUCAGGCCACCACAGUGUGGUGCUUUGUUACAGUGGCCCAAGGAAAUGAAGACAAUGGGGAAUUGUUUUAGAAGCUGAACAUGUCCGGGACCCCUGUGCUGGAGCCACCUUCUUUCAACUGCUGGCUGGAUGAUUUGCCUCCAUCAAGUGCCCUGUCACCUGACACCUCCCAAGCAUGUCAUAUUUCUACAUUUUCUUUUCUUCAUUUCUGCCUCCUCUUCUGUCCCCUUCAUUCCUCCUAUGGUUAUUGUAUUCACAGUGAAGGGUCAUGAGAUGUGUUAGGAGCACUUUUUGGCCCCUCACAGGGUCUGACCAGACCCAGAGGGAGCCCUUCCAAGGGAAUUGCACUCAGCUCAUUCUCACCACCCCUGGGGGGAGGGACUGAUGCAACCUCCAGCUGGCAGGUGCAGCAAUGCAGGGGAAGGGCGGUGAGGUUGCACAGCUUGGUAGGGGCAGGCUGGCUCCAAAAUUCAUGCUCUUAACUGCAAAGUGAGAUGUGUGGUGCCAGAGCACAUAUGUUAGGAUUAGAUUCUAUCUUCUGAUAUAACAAAACUCUCCAAUAGCAGCGGUGGAGCAGCGCAUGGUGGGAAGUUCUAUUAGACUUCUCUGUGCCUUCCUUUUGGCCACUGCUGUGGUAGCCAGGAUUUGGAGUGAGCACCUCCAUUGUGUUGUUCAAACCAUGAAUUUACAUCUGUUCACACUUCCUUUCCACUAUGAGGAGAGUUGACAAGGAAGCAGAGCAGCAUGGACAGCUACUCAUCUGUGAACAUGGUCAUCCCUGAUGCUGUGGAGUCCUGGAGGGAGGGUGGGGCUGCGGCGGGCCUCCUGGGGCCUGUUUAGGUUGUCCUCCAACCGGAGAGACAGGUUGGUGCAGACAAAAAGAACUAAAUCCAGAAGCUCAGGCAAAAGCUAAGAAGCUUAGUUGGCUCAAGUUACCUGUGUGCUUAGAAAUAGUUAAAUAUUAAUUUAGGUUCUUGCAUAUUGAAGGGCAAAACUCAGAGCACAGAGCGAUAGGGCAGGUAGUCAGUGUAGGGGAAAUAGCCAGGAGCCCUUUUACUCUUGCUGCUAUCUGCACUCCACGAGGAUGGCCUGCCUCCCCCGUGUGGUCCGGGGCGUUUCUGCAGGGGUUUUACUCUUAGGGCUUUGGGGUGUGGCUCUCGGUGACAAGCUGUUGGUGGUUCCGCAGGAUGGAAGCCACUGGCUCAGUAUGAAGGACAUAGUUGAGGUGCUUAGUGACAGGGGCCAUGACAUCGUGGUGCUGGUGCCAGAAGUCAAUUUGCUUCUGAAAGAGUCCAAACACUACACCAGGAAAAUCUAUGCGGUGCCCUACAACCAGGAAGAGCUACAGAGACGCUUCCGUACCUUUGGGAACCGGCACUUUGCUGAGAGGUCGCUCCUGGCCGCUCCCCUGGUGGAGUACAGGAAUGUUAUGGUCGUCGUUGACCUGUGCUUCAUCAGCUGCCAGAGCCUCCUGAGGGACUCGGCCACCCUGACCUUCCUCCGGGAGAGCAAGUUCGACGUCCUGUUCACAGACCCGGCCAUGCCCUGCGGGGUGAUCCUGGCCGAGUACCUGGGCUUGCCCUCCGUGUACCUCUUCAGGGGCUUCCCGUGUGCCCUGGAACAUACGUUCAGCCGAAGCCCGAACCCUGUGUCCUACAUCCCCAGGUGCUACACCCAGUUCUCAGACCGGAUGACUUUCUCCCAGCGGGUGGCCAACUUCCUCGUUAAUCAUUUGGAGAACCUUCUGUUUCACUGUCUGUAUUCAAAGUAUGAAGACCUCGCAUCAGACCUCCUCAAGAGACAGGUGCACUUACCCACCUUAUAUCAGAAGGGCUCCAUUUGGCUCUUGAGAUAUGACUUUGUGUUCGAGUAUCCCAGACCAGUCCUGCCCAACAUGGUCUUCAUUGGAGGGACCAACUGUAAGAAGAAGGGGGUCCUGUCUCAGGUGGGUGGCUUUAUUUCUUUGUGACUGCCCCAUUUCUUCACUCUCUGCUUCCCUCACUGGUCUGGCUACUCCUCUGACUCUCACCUGGGAGGGCCAUCUGAAGGAAGGGAUGCCAGGCUCGGAGGAGGGGGUGGAGGAUACCUGAGGCUGAGGGUUUGAAUGAGAUAGCACUCAUGCCUGGCAACAGCAGCAGUUAUCUUCACCUGGGUAACCUGGGGAUAGUCAUGGAAUGAGCCUUAGAAUUUUCCAGGCCAAAUCCUGCACUUACCUGUUGAAGAAACAGGUGAAGUCCAACAGGACACAGCUAAGAGGGUAGUCCAGGUCAAAACCCGUUCUUCCAACUCUAUGUCAUGCUUUUUUCCCUGGUCCCUAAACCAGGGGUUAGCAAACUAUAGUCGGUGUACCAAAUGGACGUCAGCCCACAGCCUGUUGCUAUAUGGUUCAGAACUAAGAAUGAUUUUUAUAUUUUAAAAAUGAUGUUAAAAACAAUCAGAACUAACCAGGCCAGCAGGGGAGGGCAGUUGGGGGUGACUAGGCCGGCA